AUGUCAUGUUCAGACAGUCCGUCAGGAAAUGCGUUUUUAGUGGAUUCUCUGAUCAGUGGCCGCACCGAGAGCGGCGGAAGUCACUAUGCUGGGAGCGCGGUGUGCGUGCCUCAUAGCGCCGCUACAGAAGUGCCUUACGGACUACACAGCUAUGGAUACUUCCCAGGUAUGGGGAAGCGCUGCGAGAUGGGUCCCCAAAACAUGGUCUCCACCUCUAGUGCGUACAUGUCCAGCAUGGAAAUGUGGAUGGACGCGCAGAGGUCAUGUCGAAUGGACCAGGAGCACCCGGUGGGUCCCCAGGUCGCACCCUGCUCGUUCCCGCAGAAUAUUAAGGAGGAGAGCACCUACUGCCUGUAUGAGCAGCCGAAGUGCCCUAAAGCCUCAACCGCCGAAGAUCUUACAUAUUCGAGGUUAACAGCAGCGGGCCUAGGCUCGAGUUCUUGUACAGUUACCGAUGGUGGCGGCGGGGGCUCAGUGCCUGUGCCGGGCUACUUCCGCUUGUCUCAGACGCACGCACAUUCUCAUAAACUUUAUAACACCAACAGCCCCCAGCCGAACCCUUCCCAUUCUCAUUUUGGCCUACACCCCAUUGCUCCUGCUCGCUUCCACACACCACCAACUACUCCAGCCACGACGCAGGAAGGGAGGAACACCGAGGAGUCCGUGUCCUCGGGAAACGCCGACCUGCAGGCUCACGCUGCACCAGGGACCGAGGAGCCACGCGAGUCCUCGGAUGCAGAAGUCUCUUCAGCUGACGAGACGGAAGAGCAUAAUAAGGAGAGACCAGCAAAGACAACUAAAGGAGACACAAAAAGUGAAAGCACGGCCAACUGGCUGACAGCAAAAAGCGGCCGGAAGAAACGCUGUCCAUACACCAAGCAUCAGACACUGGAGCUGGAGAAGGAGUUCCUCUUCAACAUGUACCUGACCAGAGAGCGCCGCCUAGAGAUCAGUAAAGGCGUCCACCUGACGGACAGACAAGUUAAAAUCUGGUUCCAGAACCGCAGGAUGAAACUGAAGAAAAUGACGCGGGAAAACAGGAUCCGGGAGCUCACCUCCAACUACGGAUUUUCAUGA
Messenger RNA from Anarrhichthys ocellatus (wolf-eel), 1077 nucleotides. Its product is annotated as homeobox protein Hox-A10. The record is from RefSeq and is a predicted model, not a curated record. Gene Ontology annotation, biological process: regulation of transcription by RNA polymerase II. Gene Ontology annotation, molecular function: DNA-binding transcription factor activity, RNA polymerase II-specific; RNA polymerase II cis-regulatory region sequence-specific DNA binding. Lineage: Eukaryota; Metazoa; Chordata; Actinopteri; Perciformes; Anarhichadidae. The transcript is spliced from 2 exons. Gene Ontology annotation, cellular component: nucleus. The coding region runs from base 1 to 1077 and encodes 358 amino acids.